AUGGGGCGUGAUUCGGCUCUGUUCAGACUCCUAUCUCAGGUGGAUUUCGAGGAAAUCUGGCUGAAAGAAAGGAAGCAGUCGGCCCCCAGUUCCACAGGUGGCCGAAAGAAGAAAGCCGCCAAGAAAGCUGCCCCAGCCAAAGCAAAGGCUGAAAGCAAAGGAAAGGAGAAAGUAACCUCCUCGGAACUACCGCAGCAAACAGAAGAUGAGGAGUUGGCUUCCUUCUCUGAGAGAACCGAUACGGAGAAGACCGAGGAUGAUAGAACGACAACCGAAGGUGGUGAAGAGGAUGAUGAGGAGGAAGGUGAUAAAGAAGCCGGUAAUGAGGACGGCAACAAAGAGAAGGAGGAGGCCGAAGAAGCAGAGGCCGAUAGGAUAUCUCGGAAACUCCUUCAGGGCGUCAAAAAGCGAGCCGAGUCAAUUGAAGAACUAUACCUGGAAUGGCACGAUCACCGGUACGGCACACCGUAUAGAGAAAUCCUACCGGGCCACACAGACGUGGAGUGCAUCCAAAGAUUGGAGGAGGUGGAAGACUUGAUCAUGAAUCUUACAAACUCCAACACACUCCAAGAGGUACAAUACCGAACCUGCCUCCUAAAACCGAAGGUCCAACUACGGAAGCUAACAACACGCAUCCAGAAAAUUACGGAGGAGCUCGAAAAGUUGGGACCGGAAGACACCGUAGUGCCGCGGGUGUUAGCAAGGCUUGAAAAAGCCAAAGGGGAACUUGCUCAAGAAAUCGAACGGCUAGAGGCCAUAUGCAGCCGAAUGAAAAUACCGGUCUAUACUCCUCCCCAGAUCGAAACGGCUCCGGAACACUGCCCAACACCUCCAAAGGAGAAUGCGGCAUUAAUGGAAUCCGAUGAAAGAGCCGACCCCAACCUCACCGGGCAAUCCUCUCCUCCACAACCGGAAGUCUCCGCUUCAGACUUCACAAAAGAAUGGGUUGAGGACCGUCUUCAAAAGCUUGAAGCCUCCACAUCAGAACUGAUUGAUAACCGCAUUCAAGAGUUUGAAGACUCCGCGGUUCAGCCGUUCAAGGAUAGAUCCAACAGAAUAUUUGAUUCGGCCCUCAAGUUCACCGACGCCACAAGGUGUCUUCUGGAAAGAAAUCAGGAAUGGUUCUCAGAAAUCGGCGAAGAUCUGCGGGAAGAGGCGGUUCAGCGCAGUAAAUGUGUUCAGCGAACUGCAAUUCUAGAGGACUUGACCUCCGAUUUAAAGAAAGACUUCGACCGGCUUGAAAGAGAAACCGAUCAACGGUUGACAUCAAUGAAUGAUGACCUGGUGGGCACAACACUCGAUCGGGUCUCCGAACUCGAGAAGAAAAAUGUGGGUCUCGAGGCCGAACUGAAGGCGCUUUCCGCACAGGUUGCCGAAUUACUGAGGGUUAAGGAUGCGCUGGAUGCCGAAGCAGCGAAAGAGAAAGAGGCACCGCGCUCUUCUCAACUUACCGAAGAGGAAGAGGAGGCCGCGCGGAUUAAAAGGGCAGAGGCCAUAUUCCCAAGACUUACAAAGAAAGCAGUCGCUCAAGCUGCGGAAGAUGCUGAGCGGUUGGAAAGGCCAACUGUGGAUCCUUAUGGCCAUCGUGUGUUGACUUUGAGCAAACCGUUAUAA
Impatiens glandulifera is the source of this 1614-nucleotide messenger RNA. RefSeq lists its product as uncharacterized. The coding region runs from base 1 to 1614 and encodes 537 amino acids. The transcript is spliced from 5 exons. Lineage: Eukaryota; Viridiplantae; Streptophyta; Magnoliopsida; Ericales; Balsaminaceae. The record is from RefSeq and is a predicted model, not a curated record.